Homo sapiens (human) is the source of this 4728-nucleotide messenger RNA. RefSeq names its product ATP binding cassette subfamily G member 2 (JR blood group) (gene ABCG2). The record is from RefSeq and is marked reviewed. The transcript is spliced from 17 exons. Bases 791 to 2758 code for a protein of 655 amino acids. Gene Ontology annotation, molecular function: ABC-type xenobiotic transporter activity; xenobiotic transmembrane transporter activity; protein dimerization activity. Gene Ontology annotation, biological process: detoxification; urate transport; renal urate salt excretion. Gene Ontology annotation, cellular component: membrane; plasma membrane; apical plasma membrane. Lineage: Eukaryota; Metazoa; Chordata; Mammalia; Primates; Hominidae.
UUACAUCAGGGUUAAAAAAGCACAGGAAGUUUACGCACAGAGCAAAGCCAUUUGCUAGAAUUGGUUUUUAUCCUUCCAUUUCGAAAAUAAAGUUGCUGUUUGUGUUGGAGAUGCUGUCAUCAGAAUUCCGCGGCACAAAGAGAAAGAUACAAAAAUAUCUCUCUGACAUGUAACUUUCCCCCUUCUUCUAGCCCCUUGCUAGGAAUGCCAGAAGAGGAUCCCACGCUGACUGGAACCAUUAGGUCUUUUGUUUGAAUCCCAGUGAUCGAGAAAGAAAUGUGGUUCAUAAUCAGCUAGUAGUGGAGAAAAAAGGAACCCAAGGAGAUAGGAGAGCUGUUAAUUUCACUCGGGACAUUUCCUCGAGGCUAGUUUACUCGGAAAGCCUCAAUGUUCCCUGGUAGCUGCAGGAUCUACUUUGGGGGCUGCCAAGUUUCCUCUCUCAUUCUUUCUCCUGCCCCAAGAGCAGGCAGGAAGGAAAGUUCCUGGACUGAUACUCGUCUGUUUAGUAGGCGUGGGUCCUGGUUGAAGUCUGUCUAGGAAAACUCCUAAGUGUAGAAAUCUUCUUCGUAUUACCACUGUCUCUGCACUGAGAUUUGGGCUGCUUUGCUUCCAGCGUCACACAUCAUAACUGAGUGCAGUACCGGUUUGACUGUAUCUUCAAGUUAAGAGAAUUGCUGUAUUCCCCAAAAUAUCUUGGUCAUUUGAAAGUAAAGAGUUCUCGGCCGGGCACAGUGGCUCACGCCUGUAAUCCCAGCACUUCAGAAGGCAAAGAAAGAUAAAAACUCUCCAGAUGUCUUCCAGUAAUGUCGAAGUUUUUAUCCCAGUGUCACAAGGAAACACCAAUGGCUUCCCCGCGACAGCUUCCAAUGACCUGAAGGCAUUUACUGAAGGAGCUGUGUUAAGUUUUCAUAACAUCUGCUAUCGAGUAAAACUGAAGAGUGGCUUUCUACCUUGUCGAAAACCAGUUGAGAAAGAAAUAUUAUCGAAUAUCAAUGGGAUCAUGAAACCUGGUCUCAACGCCAUCCUGGGACCCACAGGUGGAGGCAAAUCUUCGUUAUUAGAUGUCUUAGCUGCAAGGAAAGAUCCAAGUGGAUUAUCUGGAGAUGUUCUGAUAAAUGGAGCACCGCGACCUGCCAAUUUCAAAUGUAAUUCAGGUUACGUGGUACAAGAUGAUGUUGUGAUGGGCACUCUGACGGUGAGAGAAAACUUACAGUUCUCAGCAGCUCUUCGGCUUGCAACAACUAUGACGAAUCAUGAAAAAAACGAACGGAUUAACAGGGUCAUUCAAGAGUUAGGUCUGGAUAAAGUGGCAGACUCCAAGGUUGGAACUCAGUUUAUCCGUGGUGUGUCUGGAGGAGAAAGAAAAAGGACUAGUAUAGGAAUGGAGCUUAUCACUGAUCCUUCCAUCUUGUUCUUGGAUGAGCCUACAACUGGCUUAGACUCAAGCACAGCAAAUGCUGUCCUUUUGCUCCUGAAAAGGAUGUCUAAGCAGGGACGAACAAUCAUCUUCUCCAUUCAUCAGCCUCGAUAUUCCAUCUUCAAGUUGUUUGAUAGCCUCACCUUAUUGGCCUCAGGAAGACUUAUGUUCCACGGGCCUGCUCAGGAGGCCUUGGGAUACUUUGAAUCAGCUGGUUAUCACUGUGAGGCCUAUAAUAACCCUGCAGACUUCUUCUUGGACAUCAUUAAUGGAGAUUCCACUGCUGUGGCAUUAAACAGAGAAGAAGACUUUAAAGCCACAGAGAUCAUAGAGCCUUCCAAGCAGGAUAAGCCACUCAUAGAAAAAUUAGCGGAGAUUUAUGUCAACUCCUCCUUCUACAAAGAGACAAAAGCUGAAUUACAUCAACUUUCCGGGGGUGAGAAGAAGAAGAAGAUCACAGUCUUCAAGGAGAUCAGCUACACCACCUCCUUCUGUCAUCAACUCAGAUGGGUUUCCAAGCGUUCAUUCAAAAACUUGCUGGGUAAUCCCCAGGCCUCUAUAGCUCAGAUCAUUGUCACAGUCGUACUGGGACUGGUUAUAGGUGCCAUUUACUUUGGGCUAAAAAAUGAUUCUACUGGAAUCCAGAACAGAGCUGGGGUUCUCUUCUUCCUGACGACCAACCAGUGUUUCAGCAGUGUUUCAGCCGUGGAACUCUUUGUGGUAGAGAAGAAGCUCUUCAUACAUGAAUACAUCAGCGGAUACUACAGAGUGUCAUCUUAUUUCCUUGGAAAACUGUUAUCUGAUUUAUUACCCAUGAGGAUGUUACCAAGUAUUAUAUUUACCUGUAUAGUGUACUUCAUGUUAGGAUUGAAGCCAAAGGCAGAUGCCUUCUUCGUUAUGAUGUUUACCCUUAUGAUGGUGGCUUAUUCAGCCAGUUCCAUGGCACUGGCCAUAGCAGCAGGUCAGAGUGUGGUUUCUGUAGCAACACUUCUCAUGACCAUCUGUUUUGUGUUUAUGAUGAUUUUUUCAGGUCUGUUGGUCAAUCUCACAACCAUUGCAUCUUGGCUGUCAUGGCUUCAGUACUUCAGCAUUCCACGAUAUGGAUUUACGGCUUUGCAGCAUAAUGAAUUUUUGGGACAAAACUUCUGCCCAGGACUCAAUGCAACAGGAAACAAUCCUUGUAACUAUGCAACAUGUACUGGCGAAGAAUAUUUGGUAAAGCAGGGCAUCGAUCUCUCACCCUGGGGCUUGUGGAAGAAUCACGUGGCCUUGGCUUGUAUGAUUGUUAUUUUCCUCACAAUUGCCUACCUGAAAUUGUUAUUUCUUAAAAAAUAUUCUUAAAUUUCCCCUUAAUUCAGUAUGAUUUAUCCUCACAUAAAAAAGAAGCACUUUGAUUGAAGUAUUCAAUCAAGUUUUUUUGUUGUUUUCUGUUCCCUUGCCAUCACACUGUUGCACAGCAGCAAUUGUUUUAAAGAGAUACAUUUUUAGAAAUCACAACAAACUGAAUUAAACAUGAAAGAACCCAAGACAUCAUGUAUCGCAUAUUAGUUAAUCUCCUCAGACAGUAACCAUGGGGAAGAAAUCUGGUCUAAUUUAUUAAUCUAAAAAAGGAGAAUUGAAUUCUGGAAACUCCUGACAAGUUAUUACUGUCUCUGGCAUUUGUUUCCUCAUCUUUAAAAUGAAUAGGUAGGUUAGUAGCCCUUCAGUCUUAAUACUUUAUGAUGCUAUGGUUUGCCAUUAUUUAAUAAAUGACAAAUGUAUUAAUGCUAUACUGGAAAUGUAAAAUUGAAAAUAUGUUGGAAAAAAGAUUCUGUCUUAUAGGGUAAAAAAAGCCACCGUGAUAGAAAAAAAAUCUUUUUGAUAAGCACAUUAAAGUUAAUAGAACUUACUGAUAUUCCUGUCUAGUGGUAUAAUAUCUCAGGAAUCUUGGCUGAGGGUUUGGAACUGUGGGUAGAGUAGAGGGCCAGGAGUCCAGUAAUAGAAUUCUUGCACCAUUUCUGGAACAUUCUAGCUCUGGGAGGUCACGUAACCUUCUUGGGGUAGUUCAGUGGUUUAGUGGUUUAUAAUCCAGGUGUGCGUCAGAAUCAUCUGAGGAACUUUGCUAAAAUACAAAAAUCUGGCCUAAGUAGCUCCAGAUCUACCUUCAUAAAGGAAUCUGACCACUCCUGGAUUUGGUAAUUUCCAAGUUCUGAAAAUUUUACUUAGGAUUUAAUAACUAUUAACAUCUGUCCCUACAUAGGUUUUCUUUCCUACUUAUAUACCUUAUGUUCUCUUCAUUCUAACCUUCAUCAGUAAUAGGGAAAUGUUUUAAUUUUAUUUUUUUAGUUGAAGGGUAAUGUACCAAAAAAUAUAGUUCAGUGAAUUAAAAUGAACACACAUGUGCAACCAUCAAUUCAGGUCAAGAAAUAGAAGAUUGUAGCACACAAAAGCCUACUCAGCCAUUCUCCCAGUCACUACUUCCUUCCUUACCCCUGGGUUAUUUUUGAAAUGACACUUGAUGUAUUUCCCUCUGUUGCUGUUAUGAGAACAUUGCUACAGCCAAGUGUUGUGUUUCUGUGUGCAUAGGUUGAUACUUAAUUAUCUCCCCACUUUUUAAUAAACUUUUAAUUUGGAAAUAAUUUUAGAUUGACAGAAAAGUUGCAAAGAUAGUGAGGAAAGUUCCUGUCUACUCUUUGCUCAGCUUCCCUUAAUGUUAACAUUUUAUAUAGCAAGAUGCAUUUGUCAAAGCUAACAAGUUAACAUUGGUACAAUCACUGUUAAUUAAACUGCACACAAUAUUCAGAUUUCACCACUUUUCCACUAAUAUUCUUUCAUUGUUCUAGGAUUCAAUUCAGGAGACCACAUUUCAUCUAGCCCUCUUUUUUAAAAGUAAAUACUUUUCAGCACUUACAGGAGUUAACUGAGCUGGGGCAUCAUGGUGUAUAGACGCCCUGACACUGGUCAUCUUGGAAUUCAUUUAGUUUGUCAGUGGGUGCCCUGACAUUCUGUCACAACAUCAAUUUGGGAACAUGGCAUUAUAUUUUUAUCUUUGAACUUUUUUCUUUUUGGAUGACAUUUGAUUAAUGCGUCAUCUUGGAACACAUUAUCUUUUUUCUUGGUUAUGUGAUCAGGAAGAUUAAUCAGUUUUUCCUGUUCUUGGUAUAAUUCCUGCUUUUCACAUACCUGUCCCUUACAGUUCUCUAUAUAUACCCUUCCCUUAUUACACAGAGAGAAAUAUCUAUCUAUACUUUUUACACAAAAUAUACUUCAAAAGAAACAAAACAGCCACAAUUAUUAACUUUUUAAAUAAAUGAGAAUUUAAUUAUAUCCUA